CAGAAAAACACUUUCAGCACAAUAGGGGAAGCAUACUGGUGCUCCUAGGCGCUAAGAGCUGGCAACAACAUAAACAACAAUGUAGGAGCAAAAGCAAAAUGACUGGACCACAGGACAUUUGAAAAAACAAGGAGAAUUUAGUACAAAAUUCCUACUAAGACAGUUGGGUUUCUUACUGCGAGUUUCAUUACAGGUGAUCUGCAUUUACUGGGGACUAUACCAACCUGCGCUUGAGUGGAAUGAGGAUUUGAGAGCAGAUUGGGGGAGGCGUUCGCAACUGAGUUCAGAACUCAUUCCAGGUAACCUUGUCAACCAUCUGCCGGUCAGGAUCCAUGCAACGGAGCUGAAGGAAGAGACCGAGGAGUCAGAAAGAAUCAAAACGGUUGAUAUUUGUAGUCCCGUCGAAGGGCUUCCAGCACAUAAAGAGCAUGCAAAGGUGAAGGACAAGCCUGGAGAGCAAAAUGAAAGAGCCCACGCUAUCACUCCUCAGCCGUGGAUGUGCUCAAGUUGUAAAGACUGAGGUUCACAAUGACCAGGGGAAAUUGGAGGUUUAUUUUGAACCAGAGGAUUAUUUCAAUUGGAAAUCCCAGCAAGAUUAUAUCCGGUUACCCCAAAUUGUAAACCGGCGUGAUUUAUUUAAUCCAGAGUGUUACGUGCCUGAACCAGCACCCCCUAAAACAUACAGCACGAGGAAAGGGCCUCUUAUCCUGUACUCGGAGGACUUGGCCCUGUCAUCAUGGCAUCCUGGAGGGCAAGGCAGGAAGAGGAAAGGCCUGCAUGGCCAUGGGCGGUAUGGACGAGAUAUGGAACUGCAGCUUCAUACCCUAAGGGACCUGACGGGAGCCAUCUUGGCAUAUGGGAACAAACAGGAACGUCAGCACGAGGUCCAGCCUUUCCUCCACUUCCUUAGUGAGGAGCCGGGGGACAGGCAAAUCCGCCCAGGCUACUCUACCAAGAGGUACCUGGCCUUCCUCUCCCAGACCUGGGACCCCAACACCAUGCACAAGCUCGGAGACACAGGAAGUAUCCGUGACCCCUUCUCCUAUCCAGAGAACUCAGGAAACUACAAUUACCAGUAUGAGCUCUCCACUGCUCCCAGGCCCUAUAAAGCACUCCCAGGAUGCCUACCAACCCUUGAGACAGUUCAUGAGGGUUAUCCAUGCUGGCAAGACAGUGAGGGUCUGCCUAAACCUGGGCAAACCAAGCCUCUGCCAAAAUCCAGAAGAAAUAAAGGCAUGCUUUUGGAAGAGCAGAAGAUGGAAAAUCUGCCGAAGAGGAGAGAGAACAGUCUUCUGAUCCCGGGGCCCCGCAUAGGGAUGAGCCCUGUCCCCGAGAGUGAGACCGAACCCACAAACCAGGAAGAGAGAGCCCACAAUGCUAAUGAGAAUCAGGCUUCUGGUGUCCAGGUUUCUCAGGCCAAGGUAUUUGAAUGGAACCCAGUGAGUCAGAAGCUCUACAAGGACAGCCAGGCCUCUCUGAGGCAGACUAGCAUUGACUCCUCCUGGCUCCACUGUGAGAGAUCACACGCCACCUAUUAUGGGGGCACUUUGGUUGGCGGGAGGAAAAGCACCAGCACAAAACCAGGCCGGUCUGAGCAGAAAGAAGGAAAAGAGACGACUCUUCACGACUCUUGCUAUGCCGAAGUACAUCUCCCACCUGUUCCAUCGGGCAUGCUGUUUGGACUUGGCCCAGACAAGGAGACAGCAGAAGAGACAGAUCCACUGAAGGAAUCCGUACCUGAGAUACUGAACCUGCCGUCCCUAGUUGAGGCUGCCGGGGCUCACAGGCCACCAAGAAAGAAACAGCAUGAGACAGAGCUUCCCAAAGAGCUUCUCAUCCUUCCCUUACUGCUGCAAAGGAACGACAGACAGAGAAUACACUUCAAUCCAGGUGUUUUGGAUCAUGAGAAUAACAGAGAGACAGAACCAGCUGACCCUUCUAGAAACUAUGAAAAGGAAAUGGAGGCGAGAGCUGAGGGCCCAGCAGCAGAGAAGGCAACCAGGACAACCCUGUUUCCUGUGCUGAGACCCAAAGAGAUAGGCCUGGAGUGGAGUGGGAUGGGAACCACAGAGAACAUGGACACAGAAGUCAGUCAUGAUCACGCAGAAGAGAACCUCGCUUGCCUGGCUGGUGGUCCCAUGUUGGGGCUUCUGCCUCCUAUCAUUGGUAGGAAGGGUCCUGGUCACCAGAGCAGCAUGGCCUGUUUCAAAGCAAACAGCAAAGACUCCAAAGAUAUCCCCACAGGCGUCAUUAGGGGUAGUUUACCAGAGGAGCUGAGAGAAUGCUACAAAGGCAGUUCAGUGGGCAGCCUCAUCAUGGGUCCUGAUGGGCAAAUCAUCCGUUUAUCUCUUCUGGGACACAUUCCAGAUUACGGCGUAGGACUACACCUUGAUGACAUCACUCAAAAUGGAGGGCUCGGAACCCUGGGCCCUGGUGUCAGCAUGGAGCAGCCGUGGACAAGAUUCCUACAACAAGACGGAGGGAUGCCUGGUUUUGGAGAGAAAGCCAUGGAUAGUGACACAGAUCCUAACCUGGCCCAUCUGAACUCCACACACAUGGGCCUGAACAGCAAGAAGAAUAAAAUAAUAAAUGGGGGCCAAAACAAAACAGGUUUCAAGUCUGAUGCUGGCAGCUCUGAUUCAGAAUUAGACUCAAGCCUGGAGCAGGGAGGUAGAAAUGAGGCUGAUCAUCUGGAUGCUGAUAAAAGCAAGCGCAAAGCCUCAAAGCGAGCACUGAGAAGAGGCACAUUACCUGACAGCAAGGAUGAAGAAUACCAACGCCACCUCCAGGGCACAGCCACCACAGCGGGGACCUCCAGUACCCAUCCACUCCGAAGUUGCUCCCCAUCCACAGGCAGAGGGAGGACAGGGCCUGGCACUUCACCAUUAGAAAGCUGGAGACAUCUGGAGUCCAGCACCACAGCUGGAUCUCCUCCACAAAGAAGGAAAAACAGCAAAUCUAAGAAGAAGAUUUCGUCUCAGAGCAAAGACAGGCUCUCCAAUGAAGCAGCAGGAGCAAAAGCUUCUGGGAAGGAGCAGAUGACUGAGGAGGAGGAGGAGGAGGAGGAGAGAUUCUUGAGUAAGCAGGCAGCAGGGCUCUACACUGGGAACGCUGGGAGUAGUACGAAAACAAGGGGAGGUAAAGGAGACAAAGGAAAGAAGAAACUGAAAAAGGGCUCUGAAAAUGAAACUGGGGCUUCUUUAAAAAAGAACAAAAAAUCUAAAGGAAGUGGGCUGGAGGGCCGUGCUGAGUUUGUCGUGGGGAAACCUCGAGAGAAACGAGCUGAAGGAAAAAGUGGCACAGCUUCCAUCCUGAAAAAGAAACAUCCAGACAUGGUUCCGAACAUCGUCAUAGAGGAAGAGUCGGAUGAGGAGUGUCUGUCUGAAGAUGGGGUGGCGGGUGGGAAAAAGAGUCAAAGAAAUGCUGGGAAAAAGAGCAGAAAAGCUGGUGAAGAGUAUGCAGCAGAACAUGGUGCAGAUGUGGAAUAUGAAGAGGGGUUGUUUAGCUCAGAAGAACGGGGGUCCCAUGAGAGGGACACUCCAUCCAGCGAGAGAGGCACUCCAGUCUGCCAUCUCUCUCAGCCCACUGGGGGCAUGGCCACCUCCAAAACCUCCGUCAUCAUUCGGGUUGCCACAGGAAUGGAACGCUGUGGGACAACAGAUGUCUCAGACAUGAAUAGUGCGGUUGGCAGCAGUGAGACUGGGUCUUCAGUGCGCUCAGCCCGGGACCAGCUCCAAGCAGAGCGGGCAGAGAACCGACGACAGGGAGUGGACCGGAAGAGACGGGAGCGAGAGGAGCAGAAGAAGAGGGAGCAGGAGCAGCAGGAGAGGGAGGAGAUGAUGAGACAGGAGCUGGAGGAGGAGCAGCAGUGCAGAGCCCAGGAGAUCAAUUUCUAUAGAAGCAACAAUGAAUCAAUUAGGAAGUCUAUCAUUUUCCAUCCCCAGUUUGAGCCUGUAGGUGGCUCGGAGCUGACACAGUGCUGUUCGUUGUGGUUGGUGUGCAGGUUGAAGAAGCAGCAGCAGGAAGAGGAGAGGCGGCAGCAGGAGGAGGAGGAGAGGAGCAGGCUGAAGAGAGAGCAGGCAGAGCGGGAGAGACAGCGCAAGCAGCAGGAGGACUACCGCAGGAAACUGCAGCAGCUGCAGAGGAACCGACAACAGAUAGAGGCUGAGAGAGCAGCGGAGACUGAGCGUAGGCAAAGAGAGGAGGAGCAGAGGCAGGUGGAGGAGCAGAGGCUGCUGCUGGAGAUGGACGAGAGCGAGAGGCAGGAGUACCUGAGGCGCAAGAAGGAGGAAGAGCAGCAGAAGAGGCAGGAGAUGGAGGAGAGGCAGAGGCAAGCCGAGAAUCAGGCCAGGAGGGGGCUGACCGAGGCUCGGUGGCAGGCAGAGCUGUUCACCAGGGAGAGGGCUAUCCUGGAGCAGAACCUCCGCUUUCAAAGAGGCCUGCUGAGCGAGGCAGAGGGGCUGGAGAGGAUGCAGGACCUCUCCCGGCCCUGGGUCUACUCCUACUUCCAGCUACUGGAGAUGCUGGGGCUGCAGGCCACCCCAGAGGGAGUGCCGGAGGAGGCAUGAACCUGGACCAGCAUCCUGCUGCGAUACCAUAUACCAAAACUGGGGCAGCAGAGUGGUCUCACUGAUCUGCAUCUCUUGUCUGGUUUAAACCUGUCUUCUACUUAGUUAUUCUGGAGGAAGCAGUUUAAUUCCCUCCAACAUGCACACAUUUUUGUGUUACAAUUUCUAGUACGGUUACAAAGUACAGUUCCAAAAUAUUUAUUCAGAUUUAGUAACCCAGAUAUGCUAAAUGAUCAUAUUUUAAUUGCUAUUUAUUGUCAGAGGCACUGGGAAUGUACUUUGUUUGGGACAGACUUCUUUUUUUAUUAAAAAGGAAACUAUAUUUUGCAGACCUCUGUAUUAUUGCCUUUGCUACAUACAGUUGUAAUUAAAAGUUUACAUACCCCAAUAGAAAUUUAUAAUUUUUAGCAAUUUCUA
Messenger RNA from Polyodon spathula (Mississippi paddlefish), 4985 nucleotides. RefSeq lists its product as uncharacterized. The coding region runs from base 462 to 4568 and encodes 1368 amino acids. Lineage: Eukaryota; Metazoa; Chordata; Actinopteri; Acipenseriformes; Polyodontidae. The record is from RefSeq and is a predicted model, not a curated record. The transcript has 24 exons.